Elaeis guineensis (African oil palm) is the source of this 719-nucleotide messenger RNA. Its product is annotated as small ribosomal subunit protein eS17. Gene Ontology annotation, biological process: translation. Gene Ontology annotation, molecular function: structural constituent of ribosome. Gene Ontology annotation, cellular component: ribosome. The record is from RefSeq and is a predicted model, not a curated record. Lineage: Eukaryota; Viridiplantae; Streptophyta; Magnoliopsida; Arecales; Arecaceae.
GCAUGUGAGGCCGAGAAAAAACCCUAACCCUACUAAACCAAGCCAACGCCACCGGAGACAGAGAGAGGCAAGAGGAGGAGAUGGGUCGCGUUCGGACGAAGACCGUGAAGAAAUCUUCUCGGCAGGUGAUCGAGAGGUACUACUCACGGAUGACGCUGGACUUCCACACGAACAAGAAGAUCCUGGAGGAGGUGGCCAUCAUCCCCUCGAAGCGUCUCCGGAACAAGAUCGCCGGCUUCUCCACCCACCUCAUGCGCCGCAUCCAGCGCGGCCCUGUGCGCGGCAUCUCCCUCAAGCUUCAGGAGGAGGAGCGCGAGCGCCGCAUGGACUUCGUCCCCGACGAAUCCGCCAUCAAGGUCGACCACAUCGAGGUCGACAAGGAGACCAUCGAGAUGCUCGCAUCCCUCGGCAUGGCCGACCUCCCUGGCGUCGAGAAGCAGGCCGAUUCCCCCGCCAUCCCCGUCUACUCCGGCCGCCCUGGCGGGUACGGAGGCAGGAGGUCCUAAAUUUCCAAGUUUUGGUUUCUUCUAGAUCUAAAUUUAUGUUUUAGUGUAAAAGUCUUGGUCUUUCUUUCUUUUCCUUCUAUAUAGUUAUAUGUCGUUGAAAGUUUUGGACUUGGUUUAGAUAUUUGGAUUAAUGAUGGAGACUUGCUUACUGUUUUGUUUAAUAACUUCUGUUGGAUUUGGUCUUAUUUGGAAGUUUCAUUAUAUUUGUUGGAA